Bombina bombina (fire-bellied toad) is the source of this 1522-nucleotide messenger RNA. It is a transcript of the gene KCNK10, whose product is annotated as potassium two pore domain channel subfamily K member 10. The coding region runs from base 41 to 1522 and encodes 493 amino acids. Gene Ontology annotation, cellular component: membrane. Gene Ontology annotation, biological process: stabilization of membrane potential; potassium ion transmembrane transport. The record is from RefSeq and is a predicted model, not a curated record. Lineage: Eukaryota; Metazoa; Chordata; Amphibia; Anura; Bombinatoridae. The transcript has 6 exons. Gene Ontology annotation, molecular function: potassium ion leak channel activity.
UCCACCCUCUCUCCCCCCAUCCCUGACCCCUACCCCUAGAAUGUCUAUUUGCUCCCGAGCUACUGUGGUAAGCACAAUGGACAACACAUCAUCCGGCGGCCUGCGCUCUGUCAUGAAGUGGAAGACUGUACUGGCAAUAUUUGUGGUAGUUGUAGUGUAUCUUGUCAGUGGUGGCCUUGUCUUCCGGGCUCUUGAACAACCAUUUGAAAGCAACCAGAAAAACACUAUUGCGCAAGAGAAGGCAGACUUCCUGCGGGACCAUCCUUGUGUUACUCAGCGAGAUCUGGAUGACUUGCUUCAGAAAGCAAUUGAUGCUGACAAUGCUGGUGUGAAUCCAAUUGGUAAUUACUCCAAUAACAGCAGCCACUGGGACCUUGGAAGUGCCUUUUUCUUCGCUGGGACGGUAAUUACAACUAUUGGUUAUGGAAACAUUGCACCCAGCACAGAAGGUGGGAAGAUAUUCUGUAUACUGUAUGCCAUAUUUGGAAUACCACUUUUUGGAUUUCUCUUGGCUGGAAUUGGAGAUCAACUAGGGACAAUUUUUGGGAAAAGUAUUGCAAGAGUUGAAAAGGUAUUCCGGAAGAAGCAGGUCAGUCAGACGAAGAUUCGUGUGAUCUCCACCAUCCUUUUCAUUGUUGCUGGGUGCCUAGUCUUUGUGACUAUUCCUGCUGUCAUCUUCAAACAGAUAGAAGGGUGGACGGAACUGGAAUCUAUUUACUUUGUGGUUGUAACUCUUACAACUGUUGGCUUUGGAGACUUUGUAGCUGGAGGAAAUACAGAUAUUAAUUACCGGGAGUGGUACAAGCCUAUGGUUUGGUUUUGGAUCCUGGUUGGCCUUGCUUAUUUUGCUGCUGUCUUGAGUAUGAUUGGAGACUGGUUACGAGUUAUAUCCAAGAAGACGAAAGAAGAGGUUGGGGAAAUAAAGGCCCAUGCAGCUGAAUGGAAAGCCAAUGUAACAGCAGAGUUCAGAGAGACUAGAAGAAGGCUCAGUGUAGAGAUACACGACAAGCUACAGAGAGCAGCCACCAUCAGAAGCAUGGAACGCAGGAGACUCGGCCUAGACCAGAGAGCACACUCUCUUGACAUGCUUUCUCCUGAAAAACGUUCUGUAUUUGCAGAGUUGGAGACAGGACGAUUCAAGGCCUCAUCCCAGGAAAGUAUAAACAACAGGCCAAACAAUCUCAGACUCAAGGGAGCAGAGCAGUUUAACUUACAUGGACAAGGGGUAUCAGAAGACAAUAUCAUCAAUAAAUUUGGAUCUAACUCUUUAAAAAUGACAAAAAGGAAAAAUAAAGACAUAAAAAGGAACCUUCCAGAGGAUGUACGGAAAAUUUAUGAGAAUUUCAGGAAGUACUCAGUGGACGAAAACAAGAAAGAGGAUGAGGCUGACAAAGUUUCUAUCUCCGAUACAUCAAUGCUAUCAGAAUUUGUUCAGCACCCCAUUUUAGAAAAUGGCUCAAUACCCUGUGAAACCAAAGAAGAAGAACAUGAAAACAAAACAUUACUUGAAGAGAGGAACUGA